AUGUCCGAAGGCACAACCCCGCCUCAGAUUCCUCCUCCGGACACGACUAAGACCCAACCUCCGGACAAGAAUCUGAGAAAUCCACUUCGAUUUGUUGGCUAUACCGUCGGCCCCACGCCAUCUGUGAAGUCUACUCCCAUGAAGAAAGGCGCCAAACCAGGUGGAGACUCCGAGCAAGUAAUGGAAGAUCUCGAGGAAAUAACAAGCGCGCAAAUAGACGGCUAUCGAGCCUCGGGAAUCGAGGGCCUGGUUGAACAUAUUUUCCCCGACGACGUCCUCCCUUGCCCUCUGGAAGAGAUAUACGAGCACAUUUCCAAGCCUCGAGGCAAAUACUUCCCCAAGAAGCAGAAAUGGCAUAUGUGCCCUGAACUCCGUGUUCCAUCCAACAACGGUGACCAAGAGGAGAGAUUUGCGAAGUUUCUGAGACUUCUUGCCGAUAACAUUGCCACUUUUGUCUCUACUACGUAUGGUCACACGAUCCCCCGACGUGAUGUCUCGGCCGAGUUUGCGACACAGGGCGUUCCAGGAGGUCCUGAAAAUACUGGCCACCGACCCGAUCUCGUUUUCUUUGAGAAGGGCGCGGAACGAACAUGGGAGAAUGCUGUAGGUUGUUGGGAGGUCAAGAGCAACAAUAACCACAAGCUCCGACGUCAUGCGAGGUGCCAGCUGACCACGCGCGCCUUCAUGAUCUAUGAAUCUCAAGACGACAGACGCUUCGUACCCGGAGUAUCUAUCCUCGGGUACGAUGUUAUCUUCCAUAUUAUCGACCGUGCCGGUGAAGUCGCUUCCGCUACCUUCAACAUGAGGAGCGACCCUCGCCAAUUCCUCCGUCUCGUCGUCGGAUUCAUGUUCUGCGGCCGGGAUAACCUCGGGUUCGAUCCGAUGUUUACGAGGCUCCCAGAUGGGACCAGUUGCGUGACGAUACAAGGAAAGGUGUAUACUCUUCACCAGAACGUGCACCGCGGUCACACUCUUCGUGGACGUGGGACGGCCUGUUGGCGUGCCACUUGUGAAGGUGUCACAUAUGCCAUCAAAGACUAUUGGACGGACCGUACCCGAGCGUCGGUGGAAGCCGACUUGCUGGAGAAGGCCAAGGGCAUGCAAGGGGUGCCAAAAUUGGUGGAGCAUGAUAUUAUCACCUUUCAGGGGAAAGAGGAUACGACCGGUCUAGUCCGCAAGAUACUUGACAAUCCUCGGUACAGAGAGCAGUGGGAGAUGUUUGAUAUCCGCGUUCAUCGCCGCCUGGUCAUGACGCCGUUCGCUCUGCCUAUCUACUACUUCAGAACGAAGAAGGAGCUAAUUAAGGGUUUCAUGGAUUGUAUUCAAGCUCAUAAGGAUCUGUUAGAGAAGGCCAAGAUCCUUCAUCGUGACAUUAGUAUCAAGAACAUCAUGCUGGAGGAAUAUACGGAAGGGGGCCGUACUUUCAGGCGUGGUCUUUUGAUUGACCUGGAUUAUGCGACUGAUUAUCCCGAACCAAAGCAUAGGCAACCAGCGAAGGCUGCCAGGACGGGCACGACUCCAUUCAUGGCUAUUGACCUACUCGAAGACGCAACGUUGCCCCAUAAGCCCGAAUGGGACCUAGAAUCGUUCCUCUAUGUGCUCAUCUGGAUCUGCGUUUUCUACAUCGGGCCCUGCGAUCGAGCCAAACGCAUAGACAUCAAGGAAACGGAAUUGAAGACUUGGGUAGAAGGUGAUUUCACGUCGAUCUGGAAAGCGAAAAUGAGCUGCAUGCGACUGGACCCUAUUUGGAAGCUGCUGGUCAAGGAUUUCAACCCUUAUUUCAACGAAAUCAAGCCCUGCAUUGAUGAGUGGCGCGGGCUCUGCAAUAACCCUGGUCUUGCUCCUACCCACGACAGGGUCCUCGCUGUCCUGCAGAACGCUUAUGACAAACUUCCGGACGACGAAGAGCCUUUCAUCGAUCCUGAACCAGUGGCUGCGAACCCACCCGCCGGUACGUCUACGGGAUCCCUUGGUGCGCUCCGUGCCACACCAAAACGGACGAGAGAUACGGAAACCCGAGACUUCUUUGGUGUCAAUCGUCGGGAGGACGUGGUGCAUGGCGGGAAGCGCGCCCGCAAAGACAAGUCGGGCAAUGCCUACUAUUCGGAGCAACUUUCGGAGCAACUUUUCCAAUCAGGGGGGGAGAGCUCCUAUCCGGCCUCCCUGGGCAGUUUCGUGCCGACUGACGCAGAGGAAGGGAGCGCCUCUUCCUCUUCUGCUUCGGCAUCUGUAGAACCCGUCCAGCCGCUUCGAAGAACUCGCAGGAAAAGCAUGCCGUCGUUGAAGGUGCGGGACAGCAAGGAAAGUGGGGGAUCCUGA
Molecule: messenger RNA, 2319 nt
Organism: Gloeophyllum trabeum ATCC 11539
Lineage: Eukaryota; Fungi; Basidiomycota; Agaricomycetes; Gloeophyllales; Gloeophyllaceae
Exons: 3
Coding region: 1-2319 (772 amino acids)
Biological process (GO): protein phosphorylation
Molecular function (GO): ATP binding; protein kinase activity
Source: RefSeq, a predicted model, not a curated record